AAUCGAUCGUUAGGCCAAAAGACAAUUCAAGAAGAUGAAGCUCUCUAAUUCCAUACUUGCAAUUUUUUCCUCGUUGCUUCUGUUUUCUUUGUUAAUAUCACCUGCCAUUGCUGCCAAAAAGUGGGAUCGCAUUCACACGGCUUAGAAGUUUCAGAAGCUGAUCUCCAAAGGGUGGUCGAUUCCCAUCACAAAUUGCUUGGAUCCUUCUUGGGCAGUUCUGAGAAGGCAAAAGAUGCCAUAUUUUACUCCUACAAGAAGAAUAUAAAUGGGUUUGCAGCAAUUCUGGAGGAGGAAGAGGCAGCUGAGCUUGCAAAGCACCCAGAAGUUGCAGCAGUUUUGGCAAACAAAGGAAAGAAAUUACACACAACGCACUCAUGGAAUUUCAUGCGUUUGGAGAAGAUGAAUGGCGUAGUUCCCCCUACUUCUCCUUGGUGGAGGGCUAACUUUGGACAAGACACCAUUAUCGCCAAUCUCGACACUGGUGUAUGGCCCGAGUCGAAGAGCUUCGGAGAAAAUGGCAUAGUUGGAUCGGUCCCGACAAAGUGGAAAGGAGGUUGCACCGAUGACUCCCCCGAUCGAGUGCCUUGCAAUAGGAAACUAAUCGGAGCGAAAUACUUCAACAAGGGAUUCAUCGCGUACUUGAAAGCCCUAAAUUCUUCGGCGGAUCUCUCAUCCAUAAAGAACUCCACGCGCGACUACGAAGGCCACGGAUCCCACACGCUGUCGACGGCCGGCGGCAGCUUCGUCCCCGACGCCAGCGUGUUCGGAUCUGGCCUCGGAACCGCCAAAGGAGGCUCCCCCAAGGCCCGCGUGGCCGCCUACAAGAUCUGCUGGCCGUUCCAAGACGGUGGCUGCUUCGACGCUGACAUCACCGAGGGCUUCGACCACGCCAUCCACGACGGCGUUGAGGUCAUUUCGCUCUCCGUCGGCGGCUCUCCGGCCAAUUACUUUGACGAUAGCAUCGCCAUCGCCGCCUUUCACGCCGUGAAAAAAGGAAUCCCCGUCGUCUGCUCCGCCGGCAACUCCGGCCCCGACGCGUUCACGGCAUCGAAUACUGCGCCUUGGAUUUUGACCGUUGGAGCCAGUACUUUGGACCGCCAGUUUCAGGCUCCCGUUGAGCUCAAGAACGGCCAGCGAUUUCAGGGUUCCAGCCUUUCCACAGCAUUACCGGAAGACAAGCUAUACCCACUGAUAACCGGAGCUCAGGCGAAGGCCGAGAAUGCAUCGGCGGCCGACGCGAUGCUCUGCAAGCCCGAAACGCUGGACCAUUCGAAGGCGAAAGGGAAGAUCUUGGCAUGCUUGAGAGGAGACAACGCAAGAGUUGACAAAGGAGAACAAGCCGCCCUCGCUGGCGCCGCCGGCAUGAUUCUCUGCAACGACGAGCUCAGCGGCUUCGAAACCAUCGCCGAUCCCCACCUUCUUCCGGCUUCCCAUGUCAAUUACAACGAUGGCCAAGCUGUUCUCAAAUAUAUUCAGUCCACCCAGAACCCUAUGGGGUAUCUGAUCCCGCCGGCGGCGAAACUUAACACCAAGCCUGCUCCGGUUAUGGCGGCCUUCUCCUCUAGAGGACCCAAUAUUGUCACUCCUGAGAUCAUCAAGCCUGAUGUGACGGCGCCUGGUGUGAACGUUAUUGCUGCUUACACGGAAGCCGUGAGCCCCACCGGCGAGCCCUUCGACAACAGAACGGCUCCAUUCAUCACCAUGUCCGGCACCUCCAUGUCCUGCCCCCACGUCGCCGGACUCGCCGGCCUCCUCCGAUCUCUGCAUCCUAAUUGGAGCCCUUCCGCCAUUAAAUCCGCAAUCAUGACCUCUGCCAGAAUCAGAGACAACACAAUGAAGCCGAUGCUCGACGGCGGCACAGACGAACUCGCUCCGGCCACUCCUUUCAGCUACGGCUCCGGCCACAUUCGCCCAAUCGGAGCCGUCGAUCCAGGCCUGGUUUACGAUCUGACGCCCGACGAUUACUUGGAAUUUCUGUGCGCCAUCGGAUACGAUGAGAAGAAGAUCAGAGCAUUCUCCGACGGUCCGUACAAAUGUCCGCCUUCCGCCAGUCUUCUGAACUUCAAUUACCCUUCGAUCGGAGUUCAGAACAUGACCGGAAGCGUUACGGUGACCAGAAGAUUGAAGAACGUGGGCACUCCCGGAGUUUACAGAGCCAGAGUUCGGCAGCCGGAAGGAGUUAGGGUUUCGGUGGAGCCGAGAUUUCUGAAAUUCGAUAAAGUUGGAGAGGAGAAGAGCUUCAAAUUGACGAUCGCCGGAGUUGUGCCGGCCAAACGCGUGGUCGACGGGACGCUGAUUUGGACCGACGGCGAGCACUUCGUUAGGAGUCCUAUCGUCAUUUCUUCCGGCUUGUUCUGAUUCUGAAGCAUUUUUAGGAUUUUUUAUUUUUUAUAUUGAAGUUUUAGUUUUUUUUUUUCUUUCCUUUUUUGGGUUUGAGAGA
Momordica charantia (bitter melon) is the source of this 2440-nucleotide messenger RNA. The record is from RefSeq and is a predicted model, not a curated record. Lineage: Eukaryota; Viridiplantae; Streptophyta; Magnoliopsida; Cucurbitales; Cucurbitaceae.